Chondrus crispus (carragheen) is the source of this 477-nucleotide messenger RNA. RefSeq lists its product as hypothetical. The transcript has a single exon. Bases 1 to 477 code for a protein of 158 amino acids. NCBI's taxonomy places the organism in Eukaryota, Rhodophyta, Florideophyceae, Gigartinales, Gigartinaceae. The record is from RefSeq and is a predicted model, not a curated record.
AUGGGCUUGUAUGGUGUCUGCAAGGCAUCAGCAAGGGUAUCUGUAGCAGACGUAAGCGCCGAGACGCCUGUAGAAACAGUAGAGACCUCUUUCUCUAAAGCGUCAACGGCUUCCACCUCGGCAAGGAGAGCUUCCUUUCGGCGGAUCACCUCUUGUCGGACGUUUGCGGUGAGCAGAGAAGACGCGCGGCGGGCAUCUUCUAGUGCGGAUGAUAUCCGCUCUUCGCGUACCGCAAGGCCGACGUGUUCUUCUGGAGAGAAUUUGGGAUCAAGAAAAACUCGCAGCGAUGCAUCGGCGCGCAACGAACCGACCAGUCCGGAUAAACCCGACGUAGGUGACUGGGGUGGUGUCGCAUUUGGAAGAAGAGGCCCCACCAUGGAUCCUACCCUCGCAAGGAUGUGGGCGCGGUUGUGGAAGAGGGGAAACCCCUACGGACGGGAUCCGCGGGAGGAAGGCCGGGUGAUGUGUGCGCAGUGA